UCAAAAAACCAUCUUUCUUUCUUCCUCCAAAAUUAGUUGGCUUAAGUUUUCAAACUUUCUUGGAGAGCUUUCAUGUUUUAUGCCCACAAAAAUUGCUAUUCAGUUUUGAUCAAGUUAAUUUCUCCACCUCAGCAUGCCUACUACCCUCCAAGAUUGGCUCCAAACCCUCUAUGUGCUUCUCACCUUCUCUGCAGUCCUCUGCUUUGGCGCCCUUAAAAGUGUACUGGUGGGCCCUAUUGCCGGUUUGCUUCUGAUUUUGGGGAAUUUAGGGGUGAUUUUAGGCCUUUUCCCUGCCCAUGUUGCCUGGACUGUUUACACCCUUCUCAAAACACAUAAGUUUGAUGCCCCCCUCAAAGUUGCAAUCUUGUUGGGAUUGCCUGCUCUGUUUGGUCUUUGGUUGGGGCUUAGCAUAGCUGGUAGUUGCCUUGUGGGAGUAGGGUAUGGCUUCUUCACUCCUUGGGUUUCGUCUUUCGAGGCCUUUCGACUCGAGGAUGAAUCGAAGAAAUUCUACCACUGCCUUGUGGAUGGUACAUGGGGAGUUGUCAAGGGAAGUUGCACCGUUGUUCGUGAUUUUGCUGACUUGUGUUACUAUUCUUACCCGAACUACUUGAAGGAGCUGCGAGAAACUCCUGUUUCUAAUGAACUGCAGCCUCUGAGGUUCAUUCAUGUACCCGCAUGCAUCAUUGUUGGCCUAAUGGGCCUUAUAGUUGAAAUCCCUCUUUACACGGCUAUUGCCAUAGUAAAGAGUCCGUAUAUGCUGUUCAAGGGGUGGCAUCGGCUACUACAUGAUCUGAUCAGCCGGGAAGGCCCUUUUCUUGAAACGGCUUGCAUCCCCGUUGCUGGUUUGGCGAUCAUCAUGUGGCCACUCGUUGUUGUAGGGAGCAUCUUGCUGGCCAUAUUCACUAGCUUUUUCGUCGGGUUAUAUGCAUCUGUAGUAGUAUACCAGGAAAGGUCGUUCAGACGAGGUGUUGCCUAUGUGAUUGCUAUGGUGGCAGAGUUCGAUGAGUACACCAACGACUGGCUUUAUCUUCGCGAGGGCUCAAUACUUCCAAAGCCCCGGUAUAGGAAGAGGAAGCCAUCCAGUGCAUCAGAACCUUCUGUUGGGCGUAAUCAGUCAAUACACGAGAGGUUUAGGUCGAUAUUCCCUGAAGCUCAUGGAGUGCUCGUUCCGACCCUAACUGCAUCGAGAUCUGUUAGAGAGACGAUAAAAGAAGUGAAGAUGGUUCAGAUAUGGGGAAGCAUAAUGAAGGCGUGCGAAGUGAGGGGAAUGAAACUAGUGGAAGCAGGCGUGAUAACACAAUCCGACCUCUCAGACUGGUUGAAGGCAAAACACUCAACUGAUGGAUCGGUCGUGGGGAUUGGAUUGCCUUGUUUCUCGUUGCUGCACACUCUUCUCGACUCCAUUCAAUCUGGAUCAAAUGGGCUGAUUCUAUUCGAUGGCACGGAGGUGAACCAUCUGAACCGACCACAGGACCGACUACUUGACUGGUUUUUCCACCCGGUCAUGAUCCUGAAAGAGCAGAUACGAGCGAUGCAGUUAGAAGAAGGCGAGAUAAGGUACCUCGAGAAAGUGCUGCUCUUCGGUGAUAAAAUGGGCCGCGCUAAAUCCUGGGAAAACGGAAGCUUUGUCCCUCAUGAUUCCCUCCGAGCUGCACAAAUCGAGGGUAUCAGUCGCAGGAUGAUGGGGAUGAAUAGAAGUGUGGCCAAGUUUCCGACUUAUAGAAGGAGAUACCGUCAUGUUGUGAAGGAACUAAUGGCUCAUGCCGGUGGGAAAGGGAGCUCGAUGAUGUCAGUUACCCGUCCUUUAGUGAAAGACGGGUCCAUAAACUCGUCUAUGGGGAAGGAUGGCUCGAUGGGAUCGAUGUCCUCGAGAUCAGUUGCUUCCAUUGAUAUUGUUUGAGUGAGAAUUAUGCCUUCUUGCAAUUGAUAUUGUUUGAGUGAGAAUUAUGCCUUCUUCUUGCAAUUCUGCCUCUCUAGAACCAACUGUGCUGCCUCUGCGGGCAAUUAGCAUAGUCCUCAUUUACAUAGGAUGCACAGUCUCUUUAGUGUGUAUGUAUAUUAUCAGUUGGUUGUUUUACACUGCAUUGUUAAAUUAUGUAUAUGUAAAAAAGGUAGAGAAGUAUAGAAAUCUUUUGUAUACUUAUUCUUUUGAAUGUCUAUAUGACAAUAUUUAUUCUA
This is a messenger RNA of Salvia hispanica, 2178 nucleotides long. RefSeq names its product putative membrane protein At3g27390. Lineage: Eukaryota; Viridiplantae; Streptophyta; Magnoliopsida; Lamiales; Lamiaceae. The record is from RefSeq and is a predicted model, not a curated record.